CGACAACUUUUUGGCCAUCGAGCAAGCCAAUCAACGACAAUUAACAACAACUUGCUCAUCUCUCGCUACCUACAGUUCUCUUCUUUUCUGCUCUCUUCUCCUCUCUCUUUUCUGUCACACAGCAUUCACCACGGCGUGCUUCAAGAUGUCAAGUUUAUACCGGUUCGAGAAGCCCAACGACUUAGUUGAAGUCUUCGAGGAUCCGGAUAUUGAGGAUAUCGAGUAUAUCGAGAAGUUGCAUGCAGCCGUGCCGCAGUUGGCGAAUGAUUAUCGUGUGUUGCGGUUGGUUGGGACAGGAACGUUCAGCUCCGUCUUUCAAGCCGUUGACAUCAAUCAUGCAUUCUAUGAAGAUUUCAUGCCUCUCCAAGAAUCUACAAACAGACGUCGUUACUCGACUCGUCGUGCGGCGAAGGACCCGAAGUAUGUUGCCAUUAAGCAGUUGUAUGUCAACGCAUCGUGUGAUAGGAUCAUCAAGGAGUUGGAUAUCCUGAACAUGUUAAGAGGUUUACCUGCCGUUGCGAGUUUGGUCACUGCGUUUCGGUGUGAGGAUCAGAUCGUAGUGGUGUUGCCAUUUGUAAAGCAUUCGGAUUUCAGAGAGUUCUACAUUGGCUGUCCUCUCCAAGACAUGUCCUCCUACACUCGUCAACUCUGCAUCGGCAUUCAGUCGUGUCAUUCGCAGGGUAUCAUUCACCGUGACGUCAAGCCGGGGAACUUUUGUUGGAAUCCGGAGACGAAGACCGGGGUGUUGGUUGAUUUUGGUUUGGCGCAGUGGUACGAAGAAGACACGAAUUGCCCGUGUUCCGGUGUGAGCGAGGUGCUUGAUGCACAUGGCGUGCGAGGUGAUGAUGUUGAGGAUGGACACACACCAACUCCAUAUGAUGAUCGUCACUCCAAGCGUGCGGAACGAGCUGGUACCCGCGGUUUCAAAGCCCCCGAAGUCCUCUUCAAGUGUCCGAACCAGGGGCUAGGCUUGGAUAUCUGGAGUGUGGGGAUCACGAUGCUUUGCUUUCUGACGCAGAGGUAUCCGCUCUUCAGUGCUAAGGAUGACAUUGACUCGAUCAUGGAACUUGCUUGGAUUUUUGGGAGGACACAGAUGGCUGAAUGUGCACGACUGCAUGAUUGCUCGUUUGAAGUUAAUGUUCCCACCAUUCGCGAUGAACGCGUGCCUUGGGGAGAGCUGGUGAGGUCUCUCACCGACCAGGACCCGGACCACUACAAGUACAAGUGCCAAGAGCCUGAGAUGAGGCUUGCUUUGGAUUUUCUUGAUAGGUGCUGUGAUUUGAAUCCGAAGACGAGGAUCACUGCGGAUGAGUGUUUGAAGCAUCCGUUUUUGCUGCUUAGUGUGGGUAAGAGUUCAUGAUGUGAACAUGGGUAUGUGAUAAGGGACGCUUACUACUGAAGUAAUUGCGAGGUGUUGCCGAUGGAUGGAGUCGACAGAGCUUGUAUCUCUAUUCCUGUGAUAUCGAUUAUAACUUAUGGACAUCAUUGAGUGCAC
This is a messenger RNA of Saitoella complicata NRRL Y-17804, 1495 nucleotides long. RefSeq names its product kinase-like protein. The record is from RefSeq and is a predicted model, not a curated record. Gene Ontology annotation, cellular component: nucleus. The transcript is spliced from 11 exons. NCBI's taxonomy places the organism in Eukaryota, Fungi, Ascomycota, Saitoellomycetes, Saitoellales, Saitoellaceae. Gene Ontology annotation, biological process: protein phosphorylation; mitotic DNA damage checkpoint signaling. Bases 146 to 1360 code for a protein of 404 amino acids. Gene Ontology annotation, molecular function: ATP binding; protein serine/threonine kinase activity.